Molecule: messenger RNA, 1389 nt
Organism: Hydatigera taeniaeformis
Lineage: Eukaryota; Metazoa; Platyhelminthes; Cestoda; Cyclophyllidea; Taeniidae
Source: the annotation of a GenBank genome assembly
AUGCUCACUGUGUUCGCUAAAGCCUUUGCCAUCGUAUGUGCUUCCUGGGCGGCAUUGGGUUCCACAAACAUCACCUACACUCCCGACUGGGCAUCUCUGGACGCACGACCUCUGCCUUCAUGGUUUGACGAAAGCAAAGUCGGAAUUUUUAUACAUUGGGGAGUCUUCUCUGUUCCAAGUUAUGUGAGCGAAUGGUUUUGGUGGUACUGGCAAGGGAACCCACCGAACCCUCAGGUGUGGGUGUACAUGCAGACGUACUAUGGCUCUGACUUCGCCUACCCUGACUUCGCACAAAACUUUCGUGCAGAGUUCUUUAACCCAAACCACUGGGCGGAAAUUUUCAACGCUUCUGGAGCGCAAUACGUGGUCCUUACAGCUAAACAUCACGAAGGCUACUGCAAUUGGCCCGCACCCUUCUCCUGGAAUUGGAAUUCCGUGGACGUAGGACCACGGCGUGAUCUUGUGGGUGAAUUAGCCAAUGCCAUUCGAACUAACACCAAUCUCCGGUUCGGUCUAUAUCAUUCGAUGUUCGAGUGGUUCAAUCCACUCUAUCUAGCCGACAAAGCUUCUGGUUAUAAAAAACAGGUGUCAAUGCCAGAAUUGAUGGAUUUGGUAAAUCGCUACAGGCCCAGUGUCGUAUGGUCUGAUGGUGCUCCAGCGACGAGCGACUACUGGAAGGCAAAGGAAUUUCUAGCGUGGCUUUACAAUGACUCCCCAGUCAAGGACGAGGUGGUGGUGAACGAUCGGUGGGGCUUAGAUGCCAAUUGCCAACAUGGCGAUUUCUUUAACUGUGAAGAUAGAUUUCAUCCCAACAAGGUGCUCUCUCACAAAUGGGAGAGCUGCAUCACACUGGAUCGCUACUCGUGGGGCUUCCGACGCGAAAGCCGUCUGGAUGACUAUCUAUCCCCCGAAGUAAACCAAAUGUUCAAUCUUCAUGAGCUGAUAGAAAACCUCAUCAGUGUGGUUGUCUACGGAGGAAAUUUGUUAGUGAAUGUGGCGCCAACGUCUUGGGGCACAAUUCCACCGAUCUACGAGGAGAGGCUCCUGACCAUGGGACAGUGGCUGAAAACGAAUGGAGAGGCCAUCUACAAAACAACGCCUUGGAAGUACCAAGUUGAUAGCAAACGCGAGAAGCUAUGGUACCUCCAGAAAAACGCAACCGAACCGAACCCCGUAGUCUACGCCUUCUUUGCAGAUUGGCCUAGCACCCAGGUUAAGGCUACCAACGAUGUGUCAAAGUUUACACUUCUAGACGGUAAAGAUGGAACAACGCUUUCCUAUACGCUCAGUGAUAACAAUAACUGCGUCUCUGUACACCUGCCACCAACUCAACCAGAUGGAUCGUUCGUCGCAUGGGCAAUACGAAUGGAAAAUGUUCAACCUGUAUAA